UCUCUACGGCUUCGCCUAUAAAAACUAGACGAGGGGAAGCUUCUCAGCUACGGCUGAUCCCGCCGCCGUUUCCCCUGGCGCUCCCGCUCGACGAGCCCCCAUGGGCGCGUAGCAGCAGUGGUGGUUUCCUCUUAGCCCUCGCUUCUUCCAGCUUCCGCUUCUUCUGCCGCUACUGCUCCGUCUAGCUGCCUACGCGCUCGCUUCCAGUGACGGGAGCGCCCAAUGGACGAGGAGAUCGGCGGCGCCGCGCGGCAGGCUCAGUGGAAAAAUUACUGCAAAACUCUCUCCCUGCUAGCGUUCCAGAGCUUCGGUGUGGUGUAUGGAGACUUGAGUACGUCGCCUUUGUACGUCUACAGAAACUCUCUGUCCGGAAGACUGAAUGCCUACAUUGAUGAGACAACCAUCUUUGGGUUAUUUUCUCUGAUAUUUUGGACUUUUACACUUGUGCCGCUGCUGAAGUACGUCACAAUUGUAUUGAGUGCGGAUGAUAAUGGGGAGGGUGGACCAUUUGCUUUGUACUCACUUCUUUGCAGGCAUGCAAAAUUCAGUUUGCUGCCAAACCAGCAAGCGGCAGAUGAAGAGCUGUCAACAUAUUAUCAACCAGGCACUGAUCGCACUGCGGUGUCCUCUCCAUUCAAAAGGUUUCUAGAGAAGCACAGGAAGCUGCGGACCUGUUUACUUCUUUUUGUUCUGUUUGGUGCAUGCAUGGUGAUAGGUGAUGGUGUACUUACACCAACUAUAUCUGUUUUGUCAGCCAUCUCUGGAUUGCAAGACCCUGCCACAAGUGGAUUAUCAAAUGGAUGGAUCGUAUUCAUUGCAUGUGUUGUGCUGGUUGGUCUCUUUGCUCUGCAGCACCGAGGUACCCAUAGGGUGGCAUUCAUGUUUGCUCCGAUUGUUGUGUUCUGGCUCUUGAGCAUUGGUAUCAUUGGUCUAUAUAAUAUCAUCCGCUGGAAUCCUAGAAUAUUUGUUGCUCUUUCUCCACACUACAUUGUAAAGUUUUUUAAGAAAACAGGAAGAGAUGGUUGGAUUUCUCUUGGCGGAGUACUUCUUGCCGUCACAGGUACUGAAGCUAUGUUUGCCGAUCUUGGCCACUUCACUGCUGCAUCUAUCAGGCUGGCUUUUGUUGGUGUCAUAUAUCCCUGUCUUGUGCUGCAAUAUAUGGGACAGGCUGCGUUUCUAUCUAAAAACACGCCAGCUGUCUAUAACAGUUUUUAUCUUUCUAUUCCAAGUCCUUUGUUUUGGCCUGUAUUUGUCAUAGCAACUCUUGCUGCAGUUGUGGGCAGCCAGGCUAUUAUAUCUGCAACCUUUUCUAUUGUUAAGCAGUGCCUUGCUCUGGGAUGCUUUCCACGAGUGAAGGUUGUGCAUACGUCAAGGUGGAUUCAUGGCCAGAUUUACAUACCUGAGAUAAAUUGGAUUCUGAUGGUCCUCUGUUUAGCUGUGGCACUUGGCUUCCGUGACAUCACAGUGAUAGGAAAUGCUUAUGGUCUCGCAUGCAUCACCGUGAUGUUCGUCACCACCUGUCUGAUGUCAUUGGUCAUCAUCUUCGUCUGGCAGAAGAAUCUCCUGAUCUCCCUGUUAUUCCUCGUAUUCUUCGGGGCAAUUGAAGCCGCCUACCUGUCCGCAGCGGUUAUGAAGGUUCCCCAGGGAGGUUGGGCUCCGAUCGCGCUAGCCUUCGUGUUCAUGUCCAUCAUGUACGUGUGGCACUACGGCAUGCGGCGGAAGUACAUGUUCGACCUCCAGAACAAGGUGUCGAUGAAAUGGAUCCUGAACCUCGGGCCGAGCCUGGGGAUCAUGCGCGUGCCGGGGAUCGGCCUCAUCUACACCGAGCUGGUGACCGGUGUCCCGGCCAUCUUCUCGCACUUCGUCACCAACCUGCCGGCGUUCCACCAGGUGCUGGUCUUCGUGUGCGUCAAGUCCGUGCCGGUGCCGUACGUGCCCGUCGACGAGCGGUACCUGAUCGGCCGGAUCGGCCCCCGGGAGUACCGCAUGUACCGGUGCAUCGUCAGGUACGGGUACAAGGACGUGCAGAAGGACGACGAGAACUUCGAGAACCACCUGGUGAGGAGCAUCGCCAGGUUCAUCCAGAUGGAGGCCGAGGAGUCGGCCUCGUCGGGGAGCUACGAGUCGUCGACGGAGGGGAGGAUGGCGGUCGUGCACACCACCGACACGACGGGGACGGGGCUGGUGGUGAGGGACUCCACCGACGACGACGCUGCGGCAGGCACGUCCCUGACCCGGAGCAGCAAGUCGGAGACGCUCCGGAGCCUUCAGGAAAUCUACGAGCUGGAGAACGCUGGCAGCGUCAACCGCCGGCGGAGGGUGCGGUUCCAGAUCGACGAGGAGGAGCGGAUCGACCCGCGGGUGAGGGACGAGCUGUCGGACCUCCUGGAGGCGAAGGAGGCCGGCGUGGCGUACAUCAUCGGGCACUCGUACGUGAAGGCGAGGAAGAACUCCAACUUCCUCAAGACGUUCGCCAUCAACUACGCCUACUCGUUCCUCCGGAAGAACUGCAGGGGCCCGUCGGUGACGCUGCACAUCCCCCACAUCAGCCUCAUCGAGGUCGGCAUGAUCUACUACGUGUAGAAGACCUGCAGCGGGACCCCUCAAAGCAGCGCGGAUUUUGUGACGUGGCUGCUUUGAACUCAGCCUUCUGCUGCCGAAGAUGAGUACCAGUUUAGUUUUGUCUGUGCUUGUAUAUUUGUAAUUUCAUCGAGGUGGGAGGCAGCGUAAAACACAUAAGCGGGAUCCGGCGGUUGCCAUUGUUUGAAUCUGCAGCUUCGCUACCCUUGUAAAUAGAUUGUGCUCGUCAUGGAAAUUAAGCAUUAGCUUGGCUUCAGAUUUGACCAAUAUUUGUAAUUUGACGCUCAUUUGGAUGGUGGUACCACUCUGACCGUAUCACGUGCCUGUGAACAAAUCCGGUAGUUAAAUUGUUA
Molecule: messenger RNA, 2933 nt
Organism: Panicum hallii
Lineage: Eukaryota; Viridiplantae; Streptophyta; Magnoliopsida; Poales; Poaceae
Product: potassium transporter 7-like
Exons: 9
Coding region: 223-2583 (786 amino acids)
Biological process (GO): potassium ion transmembrane transport
Cellular component (GO): membrane
Molecular function (GO): potassium ion transmembrane transporter activity
Source: RefSeq, a predicted model, not a curated record